Protopterus annectens (West African lungfish) is the source of this 2063-nucleotide messenger RNA. RefSeq names its product sirtuin 3 (gene SIRT3). The coding region runs from base 163 to 1344 and encodes 393 amino acids. Gene Ontology annotation, molecular function: NAD+ binding. The transcript has 8 exons. The record is from RefSeq and is a predicted model, not a curated record. NCBI's taxonomy places the organism in Eukaryota, Metazoa, Chordata, Ceratodontiformes, Protopteridae.
UGUGCCUUCAUGGAAGCAUUCUGCAAGUACUCUAUAUUAACUAGGGAUGAAGGGUUGGCUUGCAAAUCUGAAUCUGUAGAGCAUAUAACUCAUUGUGAUAGCUAUUUUAAUCAGUUUUAGGGGAAAAAAAACUAAUUUAACUGAAACAAGUGGAGGAAAAAAAUGAGUCCUUCUGUCCUUGGCUUUUUAAGAGCAGCUUUCAAAACACAUUUCUGUACAUUGUGGAGAGACUGGUGUACACAUAAAGUGUAUAACAGAGUUCAUGAGUCAUGCAUAUGGUUCAAGAAGGCAACACAGCCAUCACUGAUGGAUUAUAUGCACUCCAAUCAAGUUAAAAUCGCACUCUGCAAAGGUUCACAUUUAAGAAUAACAGGCAUUAGACAUAACUCUGUGAAUGAGGCUCAUCAGUGGAAAAAUAGAAACCAACAUGCCAGGCACUUUUCAGUCUCCUCUUCAGCUCUCAUAUCUUUUGGAAAGGCUGGAGGCAGCAGAGAGAAGCAUGUCUCACUUCAGGAUGUAGCAGAAUUAGUGAAGAAUAAGCAAUGCACCCGUAUAGUGGUGAUGGCUGGUGCAGGAAUUAGUACGCCCAGUGGAAUUCCAGACUUCAGGUCUCCUGAGAGUGGCUUAUACCAUAACCUUCAGAAGUAUGAUCUUCCCUAUCCUGAAGCUAUCUUUGAGAUUGAUUAUUUUUUACAUAAUCCAAAGCCUUUCUUUACACUGGCAAAGGAACUGUACCCAGGGAAUUAUAAACCCAACUAUGCACACUACUUCAUUCGACUUCUUCAAGACAAGGGAUUGUUGUUGCGUAUGUACACCCAGAAUAUUGAUGCCCUGGAGAGAGUGGCUGGUAUCGAUCCUAGCAAACUUGUUGAAGCUCACGGGACCUUUGCUACUGCGACGUGUACUGUUUGCUACAGAAAAUAUAAAGGUGAAGACUUUUAUACUGACAUAAUGAAUGAAAAAAUCCCUCAGUGUUUUGUGUGCACCGGUAUUGUGAAACCUGAUAUUAUAUUUUUUGGAGAGCAGCUACCUCAGAGGUUUUUCAUGUAUAUGACUGACUUUCCAUUAGCGGAUUUGCUGAUUGUAAUCGGCUCUUCACUUGAGGUCGAGCCUUUUGCCAGCCUGGUAGGAGCAGUAAGAAGUUCAGUGCCUCGUGUACUUUUCAAUCGGGACCCCGUGGGCCCUUUUGCCUUUCAGACACAUAGACGUAAUGAUGUAGCUGAACUUGAUGACAUUAUUGUUGGGGUUGAAAAGUUUGCCGACUUGCUAGGCUGGAAAGAAGAGCUGAAGAACCUUAUAGAUAAAGAAACAGAAAAGCUGGACUUAGAAAAAUCCAAGAAGUGACGUGAUCCCUAAAAACCGUGAACAGGUUUAAUGUUCAUUUCUGAUGGACAGUACUGGAAUUAUUAGUUAUACUGUAUUACUUAUGAUAGUUUCCAUUUCGUAUGUCUAAGCAAAUUUUACUUUUAUCUUGGACAAUAAGAAUUAUCCAGUAUUCCUUGUACAUAGUUCACACAGAAUGGUGCUCAAGAGCUCUGACACUUUUUUCUCCGAGUUUUUUUAAUUGUAGGUGAAAGUUAUUGGGCGCAAAGUUUGCUGACCAAUGAAGUGGUAAUGCAUUGGAGAGGUGUAUACUCCAACUAAGUUUCUGUGUGUGUAUCUAUGUCUCCGUGUCUGUGUGCGCGUGCAUGCGUGUGUAUAAGAGAGAAAUAAAUAGAAUGGAAGAGGAAAAAUAUUAAUAAUGUUAAUAAACACCACUCAUUUUGAUUUUUGACUUUCUGCCAUCUGUCAGAGUUUUUACCCCUGACUUUAUAAUUCCCUCUCUUCAGAAGUGCUCCUUCAUUAUAAAAUAAAGCAGGCAUGGGUCCAGCUCAAAUACUUUUUGCACAAGUAUGCAGUUUAUUUAAAGUAACAAUGGAUUUCAGAAGGGGAAGAUACAAUUGUGUAAUUUUGAUGAGAUAAUGCACUUUUCAUUUUUUGUAAUGUGUACCUCAUGACAUCAUUGGUGCUUGUUUAGUAAUAUAUCAUUGAAUGUAUGUGAAUUAAAUACGUUUUAAAAAUCA